AUGGCAUUCAUUUCCAGGACUACGAUCAAGAGAGACCUGAGAUUCAAUGAGAGUGACCUUUUCGAUGAUGACGACAUUAUGGUGCGCAAGGAAGAAUUCCGUUGUUUUACAGAAUACUUUGAACAAUGGCAGGCUGAGUCUGGUGAUCUCAACCGUAUUGUCGAAGUCACAAGGAGACUGAACAAUCUCGGACAUGAGAAAGUUGGGUCGAUUGCUUUGGAAAUGACUUACUUGUUCCAGUUCCACUGCUACCAGCAGUAUAGAAGUGGCAACGAGAUACUAUAUGAGAAACAUGCUCGACUCUACGACAUCAUUCUAGAGCAAUUAUAUGCAAACGAAUGGUUUACCCUAGAUGAGAAAACUCGAUCACAGAGACGUUACAGGAUCGCCAACCAAAUUAAGAUUGGACGGCGAUGGUCGAUAUGCGUCAGCUCGCUUCCUUUAUCUCCCCCAGGGGCCAAUUUCCCCUACGAUGUGGAUUUUACUCAGUGGCUGCAUUUUGAUGAUCAAAUUAGCGAACAAAUGGACGUGGACGUGGACAAGAACGAAGACAAUGCCAUCACUAGUGCUAAUUCUGCGCCUCUCACCGACCCCGACCGUCAAAAUUCCCCUUCGUCAUAAGUCACUGACAACAAGAAUGAAACCUUCGCUAGCUCGAAAACGCCAGAAUUUGCAAAGCAACACCCUAAUAUUGAUGGCGUAAAGAAAAUGCUUGAAGAUUGUCUUGAGGAUAUGCAUUCAAAGCUCGUCGAAACUGGCGAUAUGGACUAUCCUCUUGGUAAAGCCUUCGCGUGUAUAUUCGAUAAUCCGCUAAGCUUCUAGGAGAGGGAGGAGAAAAGCCCAGCAUCUCCUAAUACGGAUCCAGUGUCGAGAUUCUUUGCCGUUGUUUGUAAGAAGCUAAGUCUGUUUUCAUCCUUACUUACUACUAAGACCGUUGAAGCUACGGUAGCGUUGAAUCUAGCUUGGGUUUACUGCGAAUAGGUGCUACUGGAGACUUUGUGCCACAUACGUUUUAGGAUUAUUAUUCGCCGAACUUAGUUGGCUGCCCUAGCCUAGGCACUCUACGUCGUGUCGCGAGAGGGGGUCGAGAACUUCCAACCGCUCCCAAUCAAUGGCGCCAAGCCCUAGAAGUGCCUCGAGAAGGUCAAAAUGGCCCCCCUUGAUUCGUAGACUCUACGUCGGGGUGACAUUGUUAGCGUAGACACCGGAAAUAGUGCCGCCCCUACUAAGGUUUCUGACAUUCGAUGGCUCGAUGAUAGCCAAUUUAUUGUGGUCUACUAUUGGCUAUAUACGAGGGAGGAAAUACUCGAUGAGCUCUAGAUAGAUAGGGCUAUUCCUUUGUCUACCCUUAGGAAUCUAGAUCAAAUGUGGCCGGCUAGCGUUCCCUCUAAAUAUAUGCUAAGCACUAACCGAACUAUAACUAUCUAGG
Messenger RNA from Penicillium cinerascens, 1429 nucleotides. RefSeq lists its product as uncharacterized. The transcript is spliced from 2 exons. Lineage: Eukaryota; Fungi; Ascomycota; Eurotiomycetes; Eurotiales; Aspergillaceae. The record is from RefSeq and is a predicted model, not a curated record. The coding region runs from base 1 to 621 and encodes 206 amino acids.